GAAGUGAAGGCACGGCUUGGCUAAGCCGUCUAGGAAGCCGCGGCGGGUCGCCCAGCUGGGGCAGUCGGAGUCCCGCCAGAGCGUCGGGAUUCAGCUCGGGUUGCCGGCGUGAUGCCUCUGUUCACUGCCAACCCGUUCGAGCAAGAUGUGGAAAAAGCCACAAAUGAGUACAACACCACAGAAGACUGGAGUCUGAUCAUGGACAUCUGUGACAGGGUUGGAAGCACUCCCAGUGGAGCAAAAGAUUGCCUAAAAGCCAUAAUGAAAAGGGUAAACCAUAAGGUCCCUCACGUUGCUCUGCAGGCAUUGACCCUUCUUGGAGCUUGUGUGGCAAACUGUGGAAAGAUAUUUCAUUUAGAAGUAUGUUCCCGUGAUUUUGCAACGGAAGUACGUUCUGUGAUAAAAAAUAAGGCUCAUCCUAAAGUAUGUGAAAAACUAAAAUCUCUAAUGGUGGAAUGGUCAGAAGAAUUCCAGAAGGACCCCCAAUUUAGUCUGAUAUCUGCGACUAUUAAGUCUAUGAAAGAAGAAGGGGUCACUUUUCCUUCAGCAGGCUCCCAGACUGUCUCGGCUGCUGCCAAAAACGGGACAUCAUUGAACAAAAACAAAGAAGAUGAGGACAUAGCUAAAGCUAUUGAGUUAUCGUUGCAAGAGCAGAAGCAGCAGUACACGGAGACAAAGGCUUUGUACCCACCCGCAGAGGGUCAGCUCAAUAACAAGGCUGCACGGAGAGUCAGAGCUUUAUACGACUUUGAAGCUGUUGAGGACAACGAGCUCACCUUUAAACAUGGUGAGCUCAUUACUGUUUUGGAUGACAGUGACGCCAACUGGUGGCAAGGAGAAAAUCACAGAGGAACAGGACUCUUCCCCUCCAACUUUGUAACGACCGACUUAAGCGCAGAGGUUGAGACAGCAACGGUGGACAAAUUGAAUGUAAUUGAUGAUGAUGUGGAAGAAAUUAAGAAAUCAGAACCCGAGCCUGUUUAUAUAGAUGAGGGUAAAAUGGAUAGAGCCCUGCAGAUUCUCCAGAGCAUAGAUCCAAAAGAUUCAAAACCCGACUCCCAAGACCUCUUGGACUUGGAAGAUGUUUGCCAACAGAUGGGUCCGAUGAUAGAUGAAAAACUUGAAGAUAUUGAUAGGAGGCAUUCAGAACUGUCUGAGUUGAAUGUAAAGGUGCUGGAAGCCCUGGACCUGUACAAUAAGUUGGUGAAUGAAGCGCCUGUGUACUCGGUCUAUUCAAAGCUGCAUCCGGCACAUUACCCGCCCACAGCAGCUGGGGUUCCAGUGCAGACAUAUCCAGUCCAGUCGCAUGGUGGAAACUACCUGGGCCACGGCAUUCACCAAGUAUCUGUUGCCCAGAACUAUAACCUAGGACCUGAUCCUAUGGGCUCGCUGAGAUCUCUGCCUCCAAAUAUGAACUCAGUAACAGCACACACCGUCCAACCUCCAUAUUUAAGCACUGGACAGGACACUGUCUCCAACCCUUCUUACAUGAACCAGAGCUCUCGUCUUCAGGCAGCUGCUGGUACAGCUGCUUACACACAGCCCGUGGGGAUGUCUGCAGAUGUGUCUUCUUUCCAGAACACAGCAUCCGGUUUGCCUCAGCUGGCCGGCUUUCCAGUGGCAGUUCCUGCACCUGUAGCUGCACAGCCACAAGCAAGCUACCACCAGCAGCCUCUCCUGUAGAGACACACCAGGACCUGCUGAAUGGCUUCGUGGGUGUGCCGUUUAAUAUAGGGGAUUCUAAUCUGAAAUAUUAAAAGUUUCCCCUUUCAGUCAAAAAGAACCAUGAAUAAAUAAAGCACAAAACCCCACCUUACCCUGAAGGCCAUAAAAGUUUUUUUUCCAGUCCAUUUGGCUUGAAGCUGAUCUUUUGGUCAAAGGCAGCUUGGAUGUUCUAAGUUAGUCUGGCUGAACUUUCUGGGCCCUUACUGAGUAGCCUUAUGACACUACACGAUAUGAGGUAGGAGUGUGGAAUUUUCUCUUUAAAGAACCCGUUGUUUCCUCUUAAGAUGUGAUUUUUGAGGAGCACUGAAGACCUUUAAACAUUUUGUCUGCACUUCCCCCACCCCUUGAAUUUCCCACACCCUGUUAUUUUAAAAGGCGAACAUCUUUUAGUGCAAGCCUUUAGCUUGACAGCAUAUUUCCUGUUGGCUCCUUAAAUUACAGUUGUGUUUGCAGUACUGUCAGGUUUGCUCUCAGUGUAAUGCUGAGUAGUAAUUAGCAGAUACUUGUCUACAGAAGCACGAACAAUUUGGAAGGUACAAAAUGGUUUCUGUCAUUACCAGUGAAAACCAUGUAAAUGCAAAUAUUGUGGAGCAGUUAGCCAGUCCUCUGACAGACGAGGGCCAGGGAUUGCCCCAGGAGAGGCAUCCUCUCAUACUCGUGUCCCUGGUAUUUAGAAUUGUUUUCUAGUGUCUUUUGGUGGAUGUCUAAUGAAGGUGCUAUCCUUUGGAUUUCCUGCCUGCCACAUAUGUAGACACUGCACUUCCUUCUUAGGGAUUCUCAGUGAAUCUGAGCCAGGAGACACUCCCCAUAAUCUGAUGUGAUAGGAACCAUCAUGGGUGUCACGUGCGAGGUGGGCGUUCCUUUCCUACAGAAAGCUGUCAUCGUGCCAGGCUUUCACGUGGCAUUGGGAAGGGAUUGUGCAUCCCCUAGAAGUAGUUGUGAACCUUUGCAGAAGCAGCAGGUAGCGGUGUGGUGGACACAGGCUAACAGGACAGCGCUCAGCUGCUUGUCUGAAGCUCCUGUCUUACGUUAGGUCUUAGUACAGUGCCACAUACUGUAAGAGUUGGUGGCAAACCCAAGGGAAUUUUCUCUUACAACUUUGCACACUACUUUAUUAUAUCAGCUUUUUACACAACAUAAACUAGAAAACAUAGAUGCACAGGACUUGGAUCCAUGAUAUUUACACUGGGAAAUGUUCUAAAUGGGAUUUUUUAAAAUUUAAAAUUUUUGCAUGAAUGCACUUCUGUAUAUUUUUUUAAGCCCUUAAACUUUAUUAAAAAUCCAUUGUGAGACAA
Molecule: messenger RNA, 3020 nt
Organism: Mus caroli (Ryukyu mouse)
Lineage: Eukaryota; Metazoa; Chordata; Mammalia; Rodentia; Muridae
Gene: Stam2
Product: signal transducing adaptor molecule 2
Biological process (GO): signal transduction
Cellular component (GO): endocytic vesicle
Molecular function (GO): ubiquitin binding; phosphatidylinositol binding
Source: RefSeq, a predicted model, not a curated record